AUGGGUGACAGAUUAACUCAGCUCCAGGAUGCCGUCGAUCAGCUGGCGCAACAAUUCGUCGCAUGCAUCCAUUUCCUCCACCGAUACCACGAUCGCGAAAUACUGGGCCCCAAGGACCAGGUCAGAGAGGUGAAGCCGGAGGAGGACCGCAAAGAAAUUACGCCGAUCCCAGCCGAGGAGUUCAAAGCAGGCCAGAUUGAGCUCGCGCGCGACCUGGUCUUGAAGGAACAGCAGAUCGAGUUUAUCAUAUCCUCGCUCCCGGGGCUCGAGAACAAUGCGGAGGCACAGGAGCGGUGCAUAAGGGAGCUAGAGGAGGAGCUUCGUGUCGCGGACGCGCAGCGGCAGGAUGCGAUCCGCGAGAUGAACGAGGUUCAGGGACAGCUGGACCAGGUCAUCCGGGGCACGAAACGGCCUUGA
This is a messenger RNA of Diaporthe citri, 417 nucleotides long. RefSeq lists its product as uncharacterized. Gene Ontology annotation, biological process: regulation of transcription by RNA polymerase II. NCBI's taxonomy places the organism in Eukaryota, Fungi, Ascomycota, Sordariomycetes, Diaporthales, Diaporthaceae. Gene Ontology annotation, molecular function: transcription coregulator activity. Bases 1 to 417 code for a protein of 138 amino acids. Gene Ontology annotation, cellular component: mediator complex. The transcript has 3 exons. The record is from RefSeq and is a predicted model, not a curated record.